GAGAGUCCACAUUUGUUAAAACUCCUCAUUGACUGUUCAAAUCUCCAUUUACAAACUCUCACUUCGAUUGAUGACUCAGUGAUAUCGAUUGAAGUAGCAACCAUGUCUACAAACGACACACCAGCCGUCUCUUAUGACGGUAAAGAACUCUCAUCCGAAACAGAUAUCUCGGUCGGAUUGAAUGGUGCACGACAUGAUUCAUUAAUCUCCAACGAAUUAUCUGUUGAUGCACCCAUUCUUGAUCCAGCCCCGCAUCAAAAAAGCACGCCUGAUAUGUCUGAGAGUGUCUCUUCAGGUAUUGAAAAUAUUGAUAAAGCUGACAACUCAUCUGAAGAUGAACACGAUACAACCGAAGCGCAAAACGAGAAAUGGGGCAGCAUUAAAACUUACAUCGAAGUUGGCACCGACGGCAAGGGUGUCUACUUCCAUCUCCUACCAUUGAAAGAGAAGAUUCCCCAUUUUAAGCGGGUCUUUGAUCAUCGUCGAUUGAACAACCACAUGAAAUAUCCUGAUCUUAAUCCAGCUGGACUCAAGUCUCUACAGAAAUGGGUAUACGGAGUUUCAAUUGCAGAGCAAAAAACGGAUGCACCCCGUACCUUAAAGCUCUUCUCCCUAUAUAGUCUCGCAUGCCGCUUCGAACAACCAAGCUUACAAGAUGAAACAAUGGAGUGCAUCGUCAAGGAGAUUCGUGAAAGUACUGAUGAGUCAGAAUUCACGGUAGACCACGUCAGAUUUGCGUUCCAAACGACCCCCGUGGUAUCAAAACUCCAACUCUUCUGUGCCGGAUGGGUAGCCGAUACCAUGGAGGGAGAAAACCGAUUUAAGUGGGACCACACUCAAGUAUCAAUCCUUCUUGCCGAGCUUCCAGAACUUCGUAAUGACAUCAAUCCUCCCACACUCCGUCGAUUCGAGGAUGCAUUAGCUGCCACAAACAACACUAGAUAUGGCAAUCACCAGCCUACCGAAGCUGAUAAUAACACUGAGUCUCUUCAAAAUGAGUUUGGAAGUGAUAGGUCUUUUGGCAGUCGCUAUGCCGAUCGUGGUGAUGAGAGUGACGAAAAUGAAAGGUAUAAGCAUGGCAGAAUGGAGCUUGAUAGCCCUGUGUACUAUGGCGAUGACGAACAUGAAAGUGAUGAGCACUACAGAAUGGACCUUGGUCACUCUGCAUACCUUGGCAGUGACGAAAAUGAAAGUGAUAAGCAUGGCGGAAUGGAGCUUGAUAGCUCUGUCGACUCUGGCAGUGAUUUGGUUGUCGAAACGCCUGACAGUCCCGACCGUCAAUUACCCUCACCCAUUUCCCAGGAGACUGGGGAAAGCGACAACAACAAGAAGCGUAAACUUUCCCCCGAGGAAAAUGAAAAGGAGGCUGAAAUCAAAAGACGUCGUCAUUGGGAAAUAAUUCUUUCACAAUCAUUUGAUGAUUCCGAGAGACCACAUCCAGGAUAGAUCUAAACGAUUCCAAAAGAUUUUCAACCCGCACGCCUUGUAGUAAUGUUUAAUAUAAUGUGGUGGUGGUGUUGAGGAAUUGAAACUCGUUUGGAUACCGUAACAACGAGGGGUAGAGUUCA
Botrytis cinerea B05.10 is the source of this 1568-nucleotide messenger RNA. RefSeq lists its product as hypothetical. The record is from RefSeq and is a predicted model, not a curated record. The coding region runs from base 103 to 1446 and encodes 447 amino acids. NCBI's taxonomy places the organism in Eukaryota, Fungi, Ascomycota, Leotiomycetes, Helotiales, Sclerotiniaceae. The transcript is spliced from 4 exons.